Messenger RNA from Cucurbitaria berberidis CBS 394.84, 999 nucleotides. RefSeq lists its product as uncharacterized. Lineage: Eukaryota; Fungi; Ascomycota; Dothideomycetes; Pleosporales; Cucurbitariaceae. The transcript has a single exon. The record is from RefSeq and is a predicted model, not a curated record. The coding region runs from base 1 to 999 and encodes 332 amino acids.
AUGGACGACUACAGAGCCUCUCUCGGCCGUUCCGCCUCAAACGGAGCGAUCAGAGAUAGUGAGGCGCUGAGGAGUCCAAUGAUAUUUGGCCUGCAUACUAGGGAUUCAUCUACCGAAAGCAAAGGUAGCCCGUUACUCGCGAGGAAUAAAGGAGCCGGGCACUCCAGUCCACACGACCCUUUCAUCGAGUACAAAGACACAUGGGUCAACACACCAGCUGCCAGCCCGCGCGUGGUCUCGCCGCGUAAGCACUUCUCAUGGGCGUCUCCUUCUUCAGCUGGUACACCAGCUACACCGGCCUUCCCAGCCUUCGCGCCUCCAGCAGCUACAACAGCACGAGCUACGUAUCCCAAUCUCACUCCUACUACUCCGUCCUUCCACUUCCUCCCCUCACCUACUCGUUCGGAGCUCCUCCCCAUCCCCCCUCCACCCCUCUCGUCGAUCCAAGGCCAGUACACGCACUCGCCCUCCGCCCGCGCCCGUCUCGACGCGCAAAAGAUCGUCCGCGAAACCUGGAUCCGCACCGAAGCCAAGGAGAUUUUCGAUCUUAAACAAGCUGAACUCGUGGCCGCCCAGACGUACCAGUAUACGCAUUCCAAGCAAGACUAUGAGGCCUGGCAGCGCGCUACAGCCUCACUGAAUGAGGCUACGGAUCUGGAGAAGAGGAUGGAGGAGCGCAGGAAUUUGUUCUUGCCCGUGGGUAUGGAGGCUAUGCGUACGGGGCCUAGCAAUGCUGUUGGGGAUGGUUCGGCGGCGUAUCCGGCCGUGAAUGGUGGUCACCACGGUGGUGGUAGUGGCUCGAUGAGCGGCGAGGGAGAAGGCCGGCUGUUGGGCUAUCAGAUGGCGGUUAUGGAGCGUGUGUGUGCGGAGGUCCAGCGAAGGGACGAAGAUGAGGAGGACGAUGAGAUCUCUCGUGAGAUGUUGGCGACGCUGAGUUUGGCGGAGAAGAGGGCGUUGAGGGAGCAUCUGGUGGGGAGGCUUGAGGCUCGCAGGGGUUGA